UCACAAGAAGAAUCUGGCACUUACACAACUAUCGAAUGAAAGUUUGAAAAAAAUUGACAGCGAUCCAAAACAGAUGAACGUUUUUCAUCAGAGCAUUUGGUGAAUCGUAAACAUGUUGGGUGUGAUUUUGUGAAGUUUUUUUUUUCAUAUUUGUUUGUUAAAAUCCACAGUACUGGCGGUCGGCUAAAUGAUUUAAUGCGAGGCUGAGUGAGCGGUGCGCGGCGCGAUGGAAAACGAGGAGCAGGAGAGGAAGAAGCUGAACGACGACAUGGUGGUGUUCCUGCGCAAACGCAGCGAGACGGAGACGCCGCGGUACGCCGCUCGACUGCACGCCUACGUCGACGUGCAGAGGAAGCGUAACCGUGCGGCCGCAGCCAAGAGACGCUCUGAGCACGGCCACGAAAGGAAAAUCUCCGCAAACAAGAAGAAAGGCGAGAUUGAGCAGAAAGACAAGAAUGCUGAAAACUCGGCCAGCAGACUAAACGCUGCGCGCAGAUCCAACUGUGGAUUGGUGGGAGAACACCCUGGCGCAGAAGAUGAUCGUAUGAGCAGAAGACGCGGUGGUGACAAGAACGGCAUGGGCCGCACCCGCUCGUUCUCGCGAUCCCGGUCCGCAGAGCCGUCGGACCGCUGCGGUCGCCGCCGCAGACGCCGCCGCUCAUGCAGCCGUCGUCGCCGCCGUCGCCGUAGCUGCCGCCGUCGACGCCGGCGCAGUUGUCGGCGUAGACCGCGCCGGCGUCGCCGCAGCUGUAGCCGUCGCCGCCGCCGCCGCAGUUGCCGUCGCAGGCGCCGCCGGUGCCGUUAGACCUCGGGUCCGGCGAUGCGCCGAUGUUAUACAGAUUCGAAAUUUUUUGUGAUGUUUUGGUGUUGUUUUAUUUUUUGGAAUAUACAUUUCGAAUU
Molecule: messenger RNA, 900 nt
Organism: Chilo suppressalis (striped riceborer)
Lineage: Eukaryota; Metazoa; Arthropoda; Insecta; Lepidoptera; Crambidae
Source: the annotation of a GenBank genome assembly